Messenger RNA from Sparassis crispa, 639 nucleotides. RefSeq lists its product as hypothetical. The coding region runs from base 1 to 639 and encodes 212 amino acids. NCBI's taxonomy places the organism in Eukaryota, Fungi, Basidiomycota, Agaricomycetes, Polyporales, Sparassidaceae. The transcript has 4 exons. The record is from RefSeq and is a predicted model, not a curated record.
AUGCAUCACGAUUUAACAGCCGUCAAGAUAUAUAUACGGAGUGCAAGCGGAAGGUCAGCACGACAAUCCGCCGAUGCUUGCGGCGGCCUUGGGCAUGGAGUAUCCUCGAACGCGGCCUCUUUCACUCUCGCCGCCUACAACCCGAAUGGAGACAAUGCGAACGACACUGGUAUUCCGCUUGUCGUCAGUCGCACUGGCGUCACGGAGGUGACUGUCGGACCAUCUCAUGGAAUGCUCUCUACAUAUAGUUCAUAUCGACAAGCCCCAUUCCCAGAAUUGUCGCUCGUCAAAAACGCCCUGCUUCCCAGAAACGGUGCGGCGAACAUUGGGUAUUCGACCGAUCUGAGUGUCGCCUCUGGCGCGGAGCUCGAGUUCGAGUUUUCUAACAGUGCCUCCGAGCUGCCGCCUCCUGCUCCGAUCUAUUGUAUUGUUCAGAACUUCUCUCCGGCUGGUCUGGCGGACACAGCGAUGCUUGCUGUAAAUGGCGCGAUCAGCCAUUUCUCACUGUGCCAGAGCCUGGUCGCGAUGCCAGAAGGAGCUAGCCCACUGAUCAAUGUGGUCUAUAAUGCGACGGAGGAUAAUGACGGUCUCUACGUCUACAGCACUUGCUACUCCGUCGUCAUACAUGUAGUGUACUGA